AUGGUCGGUCGAAAACUUGUGAUUCUCUCAACGUGUGCUCUGUUGGCUCUUGCCCAAGAUUGGGGCGGCGGUGGCUACGGAGGCGGCGGUGACAUGGGAGGCGGCUAUGGUAAGAAACAUUUUCGCAUUCGAAAAUUCAAAUAUCCAAGCAUGAAAAAAAAAUAAAUUCAGGCGGCGGCGGUGACAUGGGAGGCGGCUACGGCGGUGGUGACGGCGGCUACGGUAAGCUCAAUUUUUUUUCUCAUCUUUUGAAACUACAGUGUUUCAAACAGAUAGUAACUUAUCAAAAUAUCAAAUUUAGGAGGCGGCGGUGAUAUGGGAGGCGGCUAUGGUGGCGGCGGCGAUGGAGGCUACGGUAAUAAUCUUGAAAGUCUCUUUUUUCCAAACUCAAUUUCAGGAGGUGGCUACGGAGGCGGUGGCGAUGGAGGUUAUGGCGGCGGUGAUGGUAAGAAAGACUUAAAAACUAAAAAAAGAUCAACUUGAAUUUCCAGGAGGCUAUGGCGGCGGCGGCUACGGAGGCGGUAUGGGAGGAGAUGGCGGCGGCUACGGUGGAAACUACGGUGGAAACGGAGGAAUGGGAGGAGGCUACGGCUCCAACCAAGGUUGGUAAAGCUUCAAUCGACUAGGAAACCAAACUUUAACAUAACUUUUGAACAAAAGUUUGAAUGAAUAUGUUUCAAGUGAUUUGAUUUUCAGGUGGAAAUGGACCUCAGCCUCCAAUGGGUGGCGGCGGUGGCUACGGCGGUCAGCCCUACGGUGGUGGCAACAUGGGGGGCGGCGGCGGCUGGCCACCAAUGCCAAACUAA
This is a messenger RNA of Caenorhabditis auriculariae, 806 nucleotides long. The record is from the annotation of a GenBank genome assembly. Lineage: Eukaryota; Metazoa; Nematoda; Chromadorea; Rhabditida; Rhabditidae.